CUAAAAGAGGAGCUGAGUGAUAAUAUUUGCUCGAGGCGCUGGGCGUGGGCGCCGAUCGGGGGUUUUAGAGGAGAAAUGGCCACCGUCAUGGCGCCUUGCCAGAGACCAGGGCUUAGUUUCGUCUUGGCCGUCUCCUCGCGACUGUCAUUAGCCACCAGAGCUUUCCCGGUAAGGAGCUUCACUCGGUACUGUAAAUCCAGUUCCGCGUUUGCCUUGUCUUCGAAAUUCAAGGAACUUGGUUGCGUGCGCGGAAGCCGAUUGAAAUUGCCGCGUGCUUUUGCAGGGUCUAGCCAAUUCUCCACAGUGAGUGUUGGAGCUUCUCCUGUAGCUGAAGAGAUGGCUGUCAAGGAGGCUCCCAAGGAGAUUUUUUUGAAGGAUUACAAGCCCACUGGCUAUCACUUUGACACGGUCGAGCUGAAAUUUGUUCUGUCUGAGAAAAAGACAACCGUGGUGUCUAAGAUCCGGGUUUUGCCGAGAAACUCAAGUGAAAGCCCGCCAUUGGUUUUGGAUGGUCGUGACGUGAAACUUCUCUUUGUUAAAAUCAACGGCGAAGAACGGAAGCUGGAAGAAGUUGAGCUGACCAGCCGUCAUCUGACGUUGAAGUCACUUCCUGUUCAGCCUUUUGAUUUAGAGAUUGGCUCUGAGAUACACCCGGAGACUAACUUGUCUCUCGAAGGGCUCUACAAGUCUUCCAGCGGCAUGUUUUGUACACAAUGCGAAGCUGAAGGUUUUAGAAAGAUAACCUUUUACCAGGAUCGGCCAGACGUUAUGGCAAAGUUUACUACCAGGAUAGAAGCGGACAAAGCACAGUGUCCCGUUCUUUUGUCGAAUGGCAACCUUAUAGACUCCGGCGACCUCGAGAAUGGAUUUCAUUAUGCUGUGUGGGAGGAUCCUUUCAAAAAGCCUUGCUACCUCUUUGCCUUGGUAGCGGGGCAACUCACGUCCAGAGACGAUACUUUUAAAACGCGUUCAGGAAGGGAUGUUCAACUGAGGAUUUGGACUCCUGCACAAGACGUCCCAAAGACAGAGCAUGCUAUGCAUGCUCUCAAGCUUUCAAUGAAGUGGGAUGAGGAUGUGUAUGGGUUGGAGUAUGAUCUUGACCUGUUUAACAUUGUCGCUGUUCCCGAUUUCGACAUGGGUGCUAUGGAGAACAAGAGCUUGAAUAUAUUCAACUCGAAACUUGUUCUGGCGUCUGCUGAAACUGCUACAGAUGUUGACUACGCGACAAUUUUGGGUGUGAUCGGUCAUGAGUACUUCCACAAUUGGACUGGGAAUAGGGUGACAUGCCGUGAUUGGUUUCAAUUGAGUCUGAAGGAGGGUCUUACAGUUUUCAGGGAUCAGGAGUUUUCUUCUGACAUGGGCUCUCGACCUGUCAAACGUAUCGGUGAUGUCGCUCUUCUCAGAACAGCACAAUUCUCAGAGGACGCUGGUCCCAUGGCGCACCCUGUCCGUCCGCAUUCUUACAUAAAGAUGGACAACUUCUAUACGGUGACGGUGUAUAAAAAGGGUGCGGAAGUGGUUCGCAUGUACCAAACAUUGCUUGGGAAAGAUGGGUUUCGGAAGGGCAUGGACUUGUACUUUGAACGUCACGACGGACAAGCUGUAACUUGCGAGGAUUUCUUUGCUGCUAUGCGAGACGCUAAUUCCGCCAAUCUUUCAGUUUUCUUGAGAUGGUAUUCUCAAGCUGGAACACCCAUUCUUACUGUUUCGACAGCGUAUGAUGCUGCAGCUCGUAGCUAUACUGUAAAGUGCAAGCAAGAAAUUCCUUCUACACCUGGGCAACCUGUGAAGGAGCCGACGUUAAUACCAUUGGCUGUGGGUCUGCUAAAUUCAAAAGGCGAAGAUAUGGUGUUGACCGAGUUGUUUGAUGGAGGAUCACUCAAGUCAUUGAAAGACACAGCGGGGGGACCUGCAAAGACAGCAGUACUUCUUGUUGAUAAGGAAGAGCAAGAGUUCACUUUUCUCAAUUUGCCUGAGAAACCUGUGCCAUCUUUCCUAAGAAACUUUAGUGCUCCCGUGCGCCUUGUGACGCCGACUGUGACGGAUGACGAUUUGCUCUUUUUGCUCGCGCAUGACUCCGACGAGUUUAACAGAUGGGAGGCUGGACAGACGAUGGGAAGAAAACUUAUGCUGGAUCUUAUUCCGAAAGCACAAAGAAACGAACAGCUCGCGGUUCCAUCCGCAUUUGUGGAAGGCAUGCGCAGUAUUCUCAACGAUUCCUCGUUAGAUAAGGAAUUUGUGGCAAAGGCACUAACACUUCCUGGAGAAAGCGAACUGAUGGACUUGAUGGAGGUUGCAGAUCCAGAUGCAGUACAUACUGUCCGAAAAUUUGUGAUAAGAGAGCUUGCGUCGAAACUGAAGCAAGAUUUCCUGAAAACUGUGACUGAAAACCGAAGUUCUGAUCCGCACUACACAUUCGAUCACAAAAACAAAGCCAGGAGAUCCUUAAAAAACCUCGCUCUCGGCUACCUCUGCUCUCUGGACGAGGCGGACACUACUGAGCUUGCUUUGAAGGAAUACAAAAGCGCAACAAACAUGACAGAUCAAUUUGCAGCCCUCUCUUCACUUUGCCAGAAUCCUGGGGACGUGCGUGAUGAAGCUUUGGCAAACUUCUACGAGCAGUGGAAGGACGAAACUUUGGUUGUGAACGAAUGGCUGGUGUUACAAUCUAUGUCUGAUAUCCCUGGAAAUGUUAAGAACAUGAGGCGAUUGCUAGAUCAUCCGUCCUUCGAUAUGAAGAACCCAAACAAGGUGUAUUCUCUGAUCGGUCCUUUUCGUCGGACCGCUGUCAACUUUCACGCUAAAGAUGGCUCUGGCUAUGAGUUUCUGGCAGAGGUGACUUUGCAGUUGGACAAAAUGAAUCCUCAGGUGGCAUCGCGAAUGAUAUCGUCAUUGUCGAGGUGGAAACGCUUUGAUGAAGGCAGACAAUCGCUGGCUAAGGCUCAACUGGAACGCAUUGCUAAAACCGAUGGCCUGUCAGAGAAUGUGUUUGAGAUCGCCUCCAAGAGCCUGGCAGCGUAAGAAAGAUCAAGGAGUUCGCAAUCGUCGAGCAAGCAUUUGCCAUAAGAUUGUAUACAGCUUCACCACUCAGCUCCUCAAAAGCCAUCUCAAUUCUUCCACUUUCUACAAGCCGCUGGUGCCACGCCAACGGAGAAAUCACCACCGCUUCGUCUAGACAUCGUCCUCGCAAGCUUCACUCAUCUCGUCCGCCCGGCUCAAGAUAUCCGUCCUCCAUCCCGGGACGAACACAUACCGGCACUCCCGGCCUUUGAUCAACAAGACCACCACCACCAAGCGCGAUAUGCAGAAGAUUGUGGCGCGGACGAAGCAUCGGCGAGCUCGGCAUAUGAAGCUCCUGAAUAAGCGUAAUCUGUAUGAUCCGGUGGAGGAAGAGCUCGUCCGGCAGCCUCACAUCCUGGAUAGCUCGACUCCCAACGUGGCUGAGGAAGAUCGGCAAGAGAAAUCUUUGCUCGAUAAUGCGCUGGAUGAAGAAAUCUCCGACGAGGAUGCUGCGUCGGAUGAUGGCGAGGAUGGAGUUGAGGAGUCGGAAGAGCCCGAGGCCGUCUCUUCUUUGCCAGGUGAUUUGAGAGAGGAGAACGAAGCUGACGAUGGAGUGGAAGAGUCAGAAGAGAGAGAUCGGCUCGAGGGCAUCUCUUCUUUGGGAGGAGAUUUGAAAGAGAACGUAGAAGCUGGGGCUGAGGCAGUCUCGAAAGAAGUUUCUGGCA
Molecule: messenger RNA, 3725 nt
Organism: Selaginella moellendorffii
Lineage: Eukaryota; Viridiplantae; Streptophyta; Lycopodiopsida; Selaginellales; Selaginellaceae
Product: puromycin-sensitive aminopeptidase
Exons: 33
Coding region: 76-3021 (981 amino acids)
Biological process (GO): proteolysis
Cellular component (GO): chloroplast
Molecular function (GO): metallopeptidase activity; zinc ion binding
Source: RefSeq, a predicted model, not a curated record